This is a messenger RNA of Miscanthus lutarioriparius, 1572 nucleotides long. Lineage: Eukaryota; Viridiplantae; Streptophyta; Magnoliopsida; Poales; Poaceae. The record is from the annotation of a GenBank genome assembly.
AUGGCGGGGGGAGGGGAGGAGGUGUACGUGGCGGCCAUCGACCAGGGCACCACAAGCACCAGGUUCAUCGUCUACGACCACCACGCUAAGCCCGUCGCCUCGCACCAGCUCGAGUUCAAGCAGCACUACCCGGAGGCAGGGUGGGUUGAGCAUGAUCCUAUGGAGAUUAUAGAGACUGUUAAGGUGUGUAUGAAAGAGGCAGUUGGCAAAGCCAAAGAUGGUAAAUACAAUGUGGUUGCUGGUUUGAAGGCCAUUGGGAUCACAAAUCAGAGGGAAACCACUGUUAUGUGGAGUAAAUCCACUGGCCGCCCACUGUAUAAUGCCAUUGUGUGGAUGGAUGCUCGCACAAGCCCUGUUUGCAGGAGACUGGAAAGUGAGCUAUCAGGCGGUAGAACCCACUUCGUGGAGACAUGUGGGCUGCCAAUCAGUACCUAUUUCAGUGCUCUGAAAUUAUUAUGGUUGAUGGAAAAUGUGGAUGCUGUCAAGGAUGCAGUCAAGACUGGUGACGCCUUAUUUGGCACAAUUGACACCUGGUUGAUUUGGAACCUUACAGGAGGUGUUGCUGGUGGGCAGCAUGUCACGGACUGCUCAAAUGCAUCUCGUACAAUGCUUAUGAAUCUAAAGACACUUGACUGGGAUAAGCCAACACUUGAUGUGUUAGGAGUUCCUCUUGAGAUUUUGCCAAAGAUUAUCAGUAAUUCAGAGAAAAUUGGUGUGGUCGCCAAAGAGUUCCCCUUUGCAGGUGUCCCCAUCUCAGGGUGUCUUGGAGAUCAGCAUGCUGCUAUGCUUGGGCAGCUGUGCCAGAAGGGUGAAGCGAAAAGCACCUAUGGAACUGGUGCCUUCAUCCUUCUUAACACAGGGGAAGAGCCUACCCAAUCCUCCCAUGGUCUUCUUAGCACCAUUGCUUACAAGCUUGGCCCAACUGCACCCACUAACUAUGCUCUUGAAGGGUCCAUUGCAAUUGCAGGCGCAGCAGUUCAGUGGCUGAGGGACAGCCUUGGAAUCAUUCAGUCAGCAGCUGAAAUUGAAAAGUUGGCUGAAACAGUGCCGGAUUCAGGUGGUGUGUACUUUGUGCCAGCAUUUAAUGGGUUGUUUGCACCAUGGUGGAGGGAUGAUGCAAGGGGGAUCUGCAUUGGGAUCACAAGGUUCACAAAUAAGGGGCACAUUGCUCGAUCAGUGCUUGAGAGUAUGUGCUUUCAGGUGAAUGAUGUUCUCAGCUCCAUGCACAAGGAUGCUGGAGAGGCAGGAGAAGUAAAGAGUGCAGAAGGAGAGUUUUUGUUGCGUGUUGAUGGUGGUGCUACUGUUAAUAAUCUUCUAAUGCAGAUCCAGGCUGAUUUAUUAGGCAGCCCUGUUGUCAGACCCGCUGACAUAGAGACCACAGCCCUUGGAGCUGCAUAUGCUGCUGGGUUAGCUGCAGGAGUCUGGACUAAGGAGCAGGUAUUUGCAGGUUUGCAUAAGGAGAACACGACAGCCUUCCGCCCAAAACUGGAUGAGGCGCACAGGAAGAAGAGAGCAGAUUCGUGGUACAAGGCGGUUUCAAGAUCAUUCGAUUUGGCUGAUCUUUCUCUGUAA